Molecule: messenger RNA, 498 nt
Organism: Onthophagus taurus
Lineage: Eukaryota; Metazoa; Arthropoda; Insecta; Coleoptera; Scarabaeidae
Source: RefSeq, a predicted model, not a curated record
UACGUUAACAUAUACUACAAUGGCUUUGAUCAACGCACCUUCGCUGAAAGAUUUGGCUCAAGCGAAAAUCAAUGUAAACAUAUCGAAUCGUCUACAUAUACUAUCACUCCAAGAAUACUUGCCGUGGAAAGUAGUGUUAGACUUAUGGAACACGUGGUUCCAGGAUAAUUGGUUCGAGCUUGGAACGCAUAAAAAAUGUUCCGAUGAUGUGGACGUUAGGUGCAUUACAAUGGAGGUGUUUAAUUAUAAACUGAAUCAUAAGUUACAAUGCGCCAUCUUUAGAAAUGCUGAAAUUUUCAGUGAUGAAAUUUUCAAUCAAAUAAAUGGGGAUGGAGUAGUAUACAAGAGCAUAUCAUACGAUCACACUAAACACGGGCCUGUAUGCGGCCAUUGUUGGGAUAUGUUCGAUAUGGAGCUUAAUUUUGGUUCUUUACGAAAUAAAGAAGGAUUUCAACUCAAACCACAAAACAGCAGAAUUCGGGGUUGAAACCCCCGAAU